AUCACGUUUUACGUAACAUUGAAAUAUUUAACGAUUAAAGUCUUUUAUCGCGAUUCUUAUUACGUUACAAGAAAUGUUUGAGAACCACUGAGAAAAGCACGAGGAUCGUUGUAUUGCUGUAUUUCAUCAUUUACCGAUUUUUAUGAAAUUAAGAACUAUGGCAUCGUUCGUGGUACCGGUUGCAGCAAGAUUCGCUCGUGUCUCAAUUGAUAGUUUGCACAAUAUAAAUAAAAAUAUAUUACUUAGGUUAACCCAACUAUCACAUGUUUCUUGGCAAAGGCAAGAGUUUAGUACAAUUACUGAAGAACAAAAAUCAGAAACUGGAGCACCUCCAGAAUUCACAGAAAAUGAAAAGAAAUUGAAAGCAGAUAUUGAACUUCUCAAUAAGGAGUUAAUAGAUCUGAAAAGUCAUAAAAAUGACUUGGAAGAUAAAUACAAAAGAGCACUUGCCGAUGGAGAGAAUCUUAGAGUUAGACUAAUUAAACAAAUUGAAGAUGCAAAAAUAUUUGGUAUCCAAGGAUUUUGUAAGGAUCUGUUAGAAGUAGCAGACAUUUUAGGCAAAGCAACAGAAAGUGUCCCAAAGAAUGAAUUAACAGAUAAAAAUCCGCAUUUGAAAACAUUAUAUGAAGGCUUGAAGAUGACAGAGGCACAGCUACAUAAAGUGUUUAGGAAACAUGGUUUAGUUUCGCUAAAUCCUCUGAAUGAGAAGUUUGACCCUAAUCAACAUGAAGCAUUAUUUCAACAGGAAGUUGAGGGUAAAGAACCAGGAACAGUUGUAGUUGUAUCUAAAUUGGGUUACAAAUUACAUGAACGAGUAGUAAGACCAGCAUUAGUUGGUGUUGCCAAAGGAUAGUUCAUGGUUGUUAAUUAAAAGGGGAUUAGAUGUAAUCUCAUAAGAGGUAUCCAUGAAUGGAAUAUUGGCACAUAUGUAUUGUAAUUAAAAUUUUAAUGUAAUACAGCAAAGUAUAAAUAUUACAUUAUUGAUUUAAAAAAACAAGAACAAAUUUUAUGAAAAA
Messenger RNA from Frieseomelitta varia, 1016 nucleotides. It is a transcript of the gene Roe1, whose product is annotated as grpE protein homolog 1, mitochondrial. Gene Ontology annotation, cellular component: PAM complex, Tim23 associated import motor. Bases 143 to 853 code for a protein of 236 amino acids. The transcript has 4 exons. The record is from RefSeq and is a predicted model, not a curated record. Gene Ontology annotation, biological process: protein folding; protein import into mitochondrial matrix. NCBI's taxonomy places the organism in Eukaryota, Metazoa, Arthropoda, Insecta, Hymenoptera, Apidae. Gene Ontology annotation, molecular function: adenyl-nucleotide exchange factor activity; protein-folding chaperone binding; protein homodimerization activity.